AUGUCUCCUGGCCAAAGCGAAAUAAAUAAACUAAAAGAGGUUUUAAAAAAACUACCACAAGAAAAAAAUGACGAGAAAAAGAGAGAAGUUCUCAAGAAAGUAAUAGCAUACAUGACCCUAGGGGUCGAUGUAUCCAAGUUAUUUCCAGAUAUUAUAAUGAUGUCAAGUACAAAUGAUAUAAUACAAAAAAAAAUGAUAUAUCUGUACUUAAAUAAUUACGCAGAAACAAACUCAGAAUUAUCGUUACUCACAAUAAAUACUUUGCAGAAAGAUAGCAAAGAUGAUGAUCCUAUUAUAAGGGGUUUGGCUUUACGCAGUUUUUGCAAUUUAAGAAUUAAUAAUUUAUUUGAAUAUAUAGAAGGACCUUUAUUUAACGGUUUGGUUGAUAAAAAUUCCUAUGUUCGAAGAAUUGCUAUCAUAAGUUGUGUAAAAUUAAUUAAAAUGAACCCACAGAUGGGUAUAAAAAAUGAUGUUAUAAAAAUUUUGAAAAAUAAAUUAUUAGAUAAAGAUCCCCAGUGUGCAAUAAAUGCUGUACAUGCGUUGAACGAAAUAUUAAUAGAUGAAGGUGGCUUAAAAGUUAAUAAAGAAAUAAUUUUUAAUAUGUUAAAUAAAAUAUCAACUUUUAACGAAUGGGGUAAAUGUGUCGUACUAAAUAUUGUAAGUACGUACACUCCAGAUAAUGAAGAUGAAAUGUAUGAUAUUAUGAACAUUUUAGAAAAUCAUUUAAGAGAUUUUUCAUCAGCCGUAUUUUUGUCAUGCUUAAAAUGUUUUCUAAAUUUUUCUACCAUUGAUUCAAAUUUACAAAUUCAAAUUUUUCAAAGAAUGAAGGACCCUUUACUUACAUUAAUCACGACAUCUUCUUAUGAAAUUUCUUACAUCGUUUUAUUACAUACAAAUUUAUUAUUACACGAAGCUAAUAAAAUAAAUUAUAGUAUAUUUGACUACGAUUAUAAACAUUUUUUUUUUCGACACAACGACCUUACAUAUAUAAAGGACAUUAAACUUGACAUUCUCGUAUCCGUUGCAUCCAAGAAUAACGUGGUCUUGAUAAUAAACGAAUUGAGUGAAUAUAUCCUUGAUCCAAACGUUGAAAUUUCACAGAAGGCCAUUUAUUCCAUUGGAUGUAUAGCACUGAAAAUCCCAAAGGCAAUUUCAAAAAUAGUGGAAUUGGCCUUGUCGUCCUUUCUUCCAAUGAAUUAUUCAUAUAUAUGUAGUGCCACGAUAGAAAUGCUAGCAAAUAUAUUAAGGAAAUACGAUGAAUACACAAAAAUAAUUAUUGAAGAAAUUAUAAAAUAUGAUAAUAAGAUAAUGGAAAAUAAUGGAAUUAUAUCUUACAUUUGGAUUAUUGGUGAAUAUUGUGAAUACAUAGAAAAUUCACCAUAUAUUUUAGAAGAAUAUGUACAUUUAACCGAUUGUUCAUAUUUAUUUAUGCUUGAAUUAUUAACUGCCUCUAUAAAAGUCUUUUAUAGAAGGCCAUCAGAAAUGAUAACUAUUCUUUCAACACUUUUUGACAAUAUAGUAAAAAAUUAUAAAUACCCAGAACUUACAGACAAAAUGUAUUUUUAUUACAAGUUAUUAAGCUAUAAUUAUGAAGAAGCUUUUAAUAUUAUCGUUUGCAAAAAAAAAUUAGUAAAAAAUUUUUGCGAAUCGAACGAAAAUAUUUUAUUGGAUAAAUUGUACAAUGAAUUUAACACCUUAUCUGUGUUGUAUAAACAACCUAUAUAUAAAUUUGUCGAAUAUUCAAAAAUACGUUUUGGUGGAAUAUACGAUCCAGAGGAAAAUUAUGAGAACCACAUUGAUAUUGAUAAUUCUCAUACAGACAGUGUUCAUGAUAAUGUUCUCAAUCAUAAUGAUAUGGAUAGGGAAAAUCUUUUAAACACUUCAGAAAAUGUUAAACCAGGUGUAAAAUAUCCUGUAUCCGAUGGAAAUCUCAUCAGUGACGCAAAUACAAACUAUCAUACGAGCAGAAGUAGUCUUAACAAUAUUUCCAAAAUAAACGAUGAAAUACUAUUAAUUGAGGACGACGUAACUGGUAACUAUGAUCACGGCACUGAGGAAUAUAGAACACAUCGAGAAACGAGAGGAAAAGGAAUGAACAAAUCCAAUUUUUAUGAAGGUACACAACAAUCUGUCAACAUUAGUAACAACAGCUUAAGCAAUGAAGGCAUAAAAAAAUGGAAUAAUAGAGAUUCCACUAAUAACACACCAAAUACUUCUAACAAUAGUAGUAUUCGAAAUGGUCAAAAGAUAGAUAAAAAAAAAUCACAUGAAUUACUGAAUACCCUCAAUUCUGAUAAUUUAAAAAAAAUGAAUGAUAUUUUAAUGGAUGCUGAAAAUAUAACCCCAGAAUGUUAUCAAGAACAGUGGAAUAUACUGCCUGAACAGAAUAAUGAAAAAAUAUUUUUAAGAAAAAAUGAUUAUAAUUUGCAAUUAGAAGCAAUUGAUGAAUUCAUAUCAAAAUACAAUAUUAUAACCCUUGCAUCGGGAGAAAUUGAUCAAUGUUUGAAGUUCUAUAUGUAUUCGCAGUUUUACACAAAGGAUUAUGUAUUUAUUGAACUAAUUUUUAACAAGGCGGAGAAUUCCAUAAACUGGAUAUUGAAAUCCCACUGUAAUGAUCUCAACACGCUUGAGCGUUUUACUGAUUAUUUUAGGGAUAUAUUCAUGGAUUUCAUGUGA
Messenger RNA from Plasmodium gonderi, 2676 nucleotides. Its product is annotated as AP-4 complex subunit beta. Bases 1 to 2676 code for a protein of 891 amino acids. Gene Ontology annotation, biological process: intracellular protein transport; vesicle-mediated transport. The transcript has 4 exons. The record is from RefSeq and is a predicted model, not a curated record. Lineage: Eukaryota; Apicomplexa; Aconoidasida; Haemosporida; Plasmodiidae. Gene Ontology annotation, molecular function: clathrin binding. Gene Ontology annotation, cellular component: membrane coat; clathrin adaptor complex.